Messenger RNA from Necator americanus (New World hookworm), 306 nucleotides. RefSeq lists its product as uncharacterized. Lineage: Eukaryota; Metazoa; Nematoda; Chromadorea; Rhabditida; Ancylostomatidae. The record is from RefSeq and is a predicted model, not a curated record. The transcript is spliced from 2 exons. Bases 1 to 306 code for a protein of 101 amino acids.
AUGGGAGAGUUUUUGCCGGCAUUCCCCCACGUUCUUCCACACCUCAUGCGAUCGAGGACUGAUUGUGUUUGCCGACGCGAUUACCAACGUCAGGAGGAGGGAGCGCUUCCGCCGUCGCCGCCGCCUCCGCUGCUGCUCAUCCCUGUCGCAAUCCGAAUCGCUUACACGAUGAAAUUCGCUCAAUUCCUGAGUUCACCUCCGAGUUCGCGCCUGAACUCCGAGAACUCACCUCAAGGAUAUCUCAUGAGACGAGACGACGCGAACCACGACGACGAUGAGGAUGAGGAUGAGGAUGGGACCGCAUAA